Messenger RNA from Callorhinchus milii (elephant shark), 907 nucleotides. RefSeq names its product chymotrypsin like elastase 1. The record is from RefSeq and is a predicted model, not a curated record. The coding region runs from base 38 to 823 and encodes 261 amino acids. The transcript has 8 exons. Gene Ontology annotation, biological process: proteolysis. Lineage: Eukaryota; Metazoa; Chordata; Chondrichthyes; Chimaeriformes; Callorhinchidae. Gene Ontology annotation, molecular function: serine-type endopeptidase activity.
UCUCGGGGGUCAGAACCAUCACCGGAGAACAGCCAAGAUGUUGAGACUGGUGAUCCUAGUGAGCCUUGCCCUGUUCGGGUACUGCGCAGAAGACGAACGAGUUGUUGGAGGAGUCGAGGUGCAGCGUAAUUCCUGGCCCUGGCAGGCCUCUGUGCAAGGCUGGAUUUCCUAUUGGUAUCACACAUGUGGUGGGAGUCUGAUCCGACCCAGAUGGGUGUUGACAGCGGGUCACUGUGUCAGGGAAGGGAGAACAUACCGUGUGGCGUUGGGAGACCACAACAUUUAUGAGGAUGAUGGGACCGAGCAGUACAUAUUUGUCCAGAGUUUUAUUGUCCACGAUGGCUGGACUGGCGAACUCUCCAUUGGGAAUGACAUUGCUUUGCUUUACCUGGAACAAGAUGCCGUCCUAAACAGCUACGUGCAACUUGGAGCCCUGCCUGCGGCUGGGGUAACCCUGCCAAACAACUACCCAUGUUACGUCACUGGCUGGGGCCUCACUCAAGAUGGUGGCAGUGUCACCUCAAUCCUUCGAGAGGCUGCUAUUUUAGUCGUUUCCUAUGAAGUGUGCACCACAAAUGACUGGUGGGGCUCCUACGUCAAUGAAAAGAUGGUGUGUGCUGGCGGGGAUGGUAUUGUUGCCGGCUGUCAGGGCGACUCUGGAGGACCUUUGAACUGUGAGAGUGACGGGACGUUCUAUAUCCACGGAGCGACCAGCUUCAUUUCAGCAGCGGGAUGUGAUACCUACAUGAAACCUACUGUUUGGACUCGAGUCUCGUACUACAUCGACUGGAUCAACCAGAAAAUCGAAUCGUACGCGGGGUGAAGUGGUUCCCAACACCAAGAGCUCCGGCCUCAACACUUGCAGCGACAAUCCACCCUCACUUAAUAAACUGCAUUGGAAACACAA